AGAUUGGCGACUAAGUAACAGAAGAUUGGCGACUAAGUAAAAGAAAAGCUUGACUGUGUAAAGUGAAAGUCAAGCUUUAGUCAACGAGGGGAUCCGGUCAAAGUCUUGCACGAGCCAACAAAAAAUACUCAUACUUUAAACGAGAACGAAGGAGGACGAGCUUCGAGGCAAUUUCCUGGCAAAGGCGAUAGAUCUAGUCGUACGGCGAUGUCCGGAAGGGCCAAGGGGAAAAAGGAGAGAGCGCGCGUCUCGUUUAGGGUUGCGCGAGCUUGGGCGAGCGGAAGCUCGAGAGAUUGGAUCGCUGCCACGCGCGCAGAUCGACGAAUUUUAGGAUGGAUUGCUCGGCGCUAGAAGGCGCUCCGGUUCGAAAGAGCGCCGCUGUGAGCUGCGAGAAACCUCAGGACGAUGCCGCCACCGCGAUGCAAAAGAUGUAUCGUGGCUACAGAACGAGGCGCCAGCUCGCGGACUGCGCGUGCCUAGCCAAAGACUAUGGAUGGUGGAACGUUGUGAAUGGCGUCGUCCUAUCGAAGAAGACAGCGCAAGAUGAUCCUCCUCACCGGUGGAUCCGUGCUGGAAGAGAGGCCGCCAAGGUGGGAAGAGGACUUUUCCAGGACGAGAAGGCCAAGAAGCUUGCGUUUCAACACUGGCUGGAAGCUAUUGAUGUGAAGCACCGUUACGGACACAAUCUGCGUUUCUACUUCAACGCCUGGGAAAGAAGUGGGACGAAGGAGCGUUUUUUUACCUGGCUAGAUGCCGGGGAAGGGAGAUACCUGGACCUUGAGGAGUGUCCUAGAACAGUUCUCAUGAAAGAACAAAUUUGCUACUUGAGUCCAAAAAAAAGGAAAGAGUACGAGGUGACGAUUCAAGACGGGAGAUUGAUAUACACCAGCUGUGGGAAACCUCUUGAUACGGACGAAGGGCGCGACAAGUGGAUUUUCGUAAUGGAUACGAAUGGGAAGCUUUACGUUGGACGGAAGGUAAGAGGAAAAUUCCAGCACUCGAGCUUUUUAGCCGGAGGAGCAGUAAAAGCAGCCGGACGUCUGAGAGCCACAGAUGGAGUUUUAAAGUCUAUCGAGGGUUACAGCGGCCACUACCUUCCUACGCAAGAAGAAUUCAACAGUUUGCUCAAUGAGUUAAGCACUAGAGGGGUCGAUCUGUCAACCGUAGAGACCAAGUUCCUACCUCGCGAAGGGAAGUCUAUCAGCAAACUCAUGGUAGAGGAUGAUUUUAUCGAGAAAAAAUCACCUGAUACCGAAGACGACUGCUUCGCUUUCUGCCGCUCAAUUCUCUCCUUCCUUACCAUGAGACUGAGUUGGUUUUGGACUGUGAACCCCUUGCGAAAGUUCAGGAGACAGAAGUCGUGGUGCACAGAAGGGGGCGCACGGUUGAGCAGCUUGUCUGUUAUUCCACACAACGUACGAACGAAAGCUCUUGAACAAGUAAAUGGGGAGCAAACAAAUGAUCGCGGAUACGGCUAGGAUACUUUAUGUCUAAAUCGCUUUGCGGCAUUUUCCCCGCUUUGCUGUCAAAGAAAACGAAUGUUAACAAGUUCGUUCAAUCACGCGACGCGAAUGUUCGACUGGCAAA
Molecule: messenger RNA, 1587 nt
Organism: Selaginella moellendorffii
Lineage: Eukaryota; Viridiplantae; Streptophyta; Lycopodiopsida; Selaginellales; Selaginellaceae
Product: IQ domain-containing protein IQM5-like
Exons: 12
Coding region: 333-1478 (381 amino acids)
Molecular function (GO): protein binding
Source: RefSeq, a predicted model, not a curated record